Schistosoma rodhaini is the source of this 3065-nucleotide messenger RNA. The record is from the annotation of a GenBank genome assembly. Lineage: Eukaryota; Metazoa; Platyhelminthes; Trematoda; Strigeidida; Schistosomatidae.
GUAUUGAUCGGACAUAUCCACAUCGAUGCCGGAAGCUUCUGCUACUUCCAAACCGAUCUUACUUAAAGGAGGUACAGUCGUGAACCAUGACGUAUCUUUCAAAUCAGAUGUUUUGGUUGAGAAUGGUGUUAUUCAGGCUGUUGGUGAAAACCUUAGUUACCCCGACGGCACAGAAAUUAUCGACGUAAAUAAUAAAUUAUUAUUACCUGGUGGAAUUGACUUGGACUGUCACAUUGGUGUCGCAACCCCAAAUGACCCUAUAGCUGAUACUUACUUAUCUGCAGGAAAAACAGCUCUUUUUGGUGGUACGACUACAAUUGUAAACACGGUUAAUGCUUAUCCUGGGGAAUCGUUAAUAAGCGCAUAUGAACAGUUUGUAUCAUCAGCCCAUGAAAACCUAGCAUGCGAUUAUGGUGUAUGCUUGCGAUUGGCUGGCUUUUCAUCAGAAACGAACAAUGAACUAAUUACUUUAGUUCAAGAUAAAGGAGUGGUGUUAUUUUCCGUUCGUGUGGGUUCAAAAUCUUCAUCUAUGGUAAAUAAUGAACAGUGUAUUAUCAAUGAAGAAGAAUUUUGUUCUUUCUUAAACAUUUGCCGACAGCUAGGAGCGUUGCCAAUGCUUGAAGCAGUUACUUCUGUGUCGUUAUCUCAGAAAUUAUCCUCAGAUGUGCAAAUCAAUUUUCCUGAUAUUGGUCCAGAAGUAAAUUUAUUGGUUUCACCGGAAGAAGCUGAAGCAAAUAGUAUAUUGCAAGGAUCUUUGUUUUCACAAUAUGCAGGAUUUCGUUGUCCAGUUUUAAUUUCUAGAAUUCAUAGUAAAGCAGCACUAAAUUGCUUCAUUGAACAGCGCCGUAUGUGUAGAGGCAUAUUAUUUGGACAAACUAGUAUCCCCGCAAUAGCUGUUCCUCUUUCUUUGAUGAACGGUGAUGAUCAUUCGAACGACGUGUUAACCCAUUCAAAGAAUUGGGCUGUUGCUGCUAGUUACAUGUGUGACCCUCCAUUACGACCAGAUACUUAUCUUAGCCAAAGGUUGCUGACUCACCUCGUCUCUGAAGACUUAGUCUGCGUUGGUUCAGGUCAUCGGGCAAUAACCACUGCAGUUCGCGCAGCUUUUGGAUCAAAAAAUGCUGUACAUAUACCUCGUGGUAUAGCAUCUUUGGGUCAUAGGAUGGUUGCCUUAUGGCAUUUUGGGGUUGAAAGUGGAUUUUUGGAUCCUUGUACGUUCGUCAAAGUAACUAGUUCUAAUCCUGCAAGAUUAAUUAAUGUUUAUCCUCAGAAAGGCAGAAUAGAAGUAGGUUCCGAUGCCGAUAUAUUAAUUUGGUCAAACUCCUAUAAGCAAGAGAUUUUGAAAAACAUUUUACCCGAUGACGUGCCUAACCUAUUUUCUAACACCUCUUAUCAGUCGGGCCCUGAAAUGGUUAUAUUACGUGGUCAUAUUGCUGUUAAGAAUAGCGAGUUUUCAAAUAACACUUCCACCUGUGGGAAACUACUCGUUUGUCGACCAUUUUCUCAUUAUGUGUAUGCUCGUGUCGAUGCAGUCGAAAAAAGUGUCAAUUCCGAAUUUGAAAUGCUCCAACGCGAACCAUACGUAGGAAACGCGGUUUCCAAUGCAACUGAAGCUUCAAAUGAUAACAAGGAAGGUUAUUACUUUCGGAAAGAAUAUUAUGAUAAUGUACCCAAAGGUUAGUUAAUUUUUUAUGCUAUGCUUAGUUUGUUUUUGCACACAUCAAAAAGCAGACAAGAAAUUGAGUAUGAACACCGGGAUGCCAGUACAUUUAGCUGAUGAGUCCCAAGCAGGACGGGACGCUCAUCAUGAAUUCUGCUGUUAACCAUAUCCCGUCUUUCCCAUAAAAACAACAAUGUGUCCACUGACUCUUAUGCUAUCAUAAUCCGAAAAUCCACAUUAUCGUAUUCCAACCCCUAAACCUUUUCAAUGUUUUAACUUGGGGAUAAUUAGAGUCAGUAUCAGUAAAGUAACUGAAGUCCAAGUUUAAUAGGUUUAUGGUUAAGCAAAUGCCUGCAUUACUAGAAAAUCCUAGUGUGUAUCACUUGCUAUCGCUAGUUGUCUGCUAACUAUUUCCGUGACAUCUUCGUUAAACCACAAAAUUAUAAUGACUAUCUUAAGUGUAUCACUUUCUUAUAGAACUAUGUAGUUAAAGUGAAAUGAAAACGGUCGAACUGUAUAUUGAAUUACCCGGUUAACAACUUUUAUUGGUGUGCCUUUUGUGUAAAGAUACUACAUUUGUAAUUCAGCGGCUCUAUCAAGUAACAAUAUCUCAAAGAGAUGAACAAACACAGUCGUCAAUAUCUCAUGUUAAGAAUACCGUCGUCAUGUAAACACUGAAAACAUGAAGCCGAUGUUGAAUAACUUUUUAUUCACUCUAUACUAACAAAUUAUUUGUAGCUCACAUCGCUUGUUUUAAAUAUUUUUUUAAAAUACUUUUAGUGGCCUUGCCACCUGGUCAGAGAAAAAUACACACGUCAGUUAAAACGGCUCAACCUCCCGGUGGUUCAUCGAAUGCGUUUUGGUCAAACGAAUAAAAAAGAUUUAUUGUCCAUGCUAAUUUCUACAUUUCUGAUUUCUAGCUUUAUAUUUCAGUUCGAGUAAUUCCCAUAAUGCAUUUCAACUAAAUCAACCAAAUUUCUUUAACUAUUUACGUGUCUUAAUUAAUAUUUAUUUGGUUAAAACAACCACUAAUGUUGUGCAAACUGUUUGUUAAGUAACAAUCUAAUAAAUUUAAUUACGAAUUAUCCUUUUAUACAUUUCCAUCGGUUGAUUGUUCCAUAGUUCUAAAAAUGUAAUGGAAAAAGCCUUGUUUUGUAAUCUUCCAAUCACAACGUAUUAACGUAGAAGCCUCCAAAGUUGCACAUUAGUUUAGGUUACUAUUCCAGAGACUGAUGAAAAUGCUUUUUGUAAUGUCCGACCACUUUUUUCUGGAUUACAACAUCACCUACCACUGUAUUUCCAUGUCAAUCACGAAUUGAUGUUUUUCUUUGUUUGAAUUAACCUGAGAUUAAUUCCAUCUUAUUUUUACUAACAUCAAGAUAGUACUAGGUCCUUCAGUCUGUCA